ACUAGAGCAGCGGCGCCACCGACCACUGCGAGAUAAGAUAUUAAUAUCAACCUACAGAAAUAAAUGCCAGUCGACAGUUAGAAAAACCGAGUAAUUUUAUUCGAUAAUGUCUUACUUUAGAGGCGCUGCCUUAAUUAUUGGUUUAGAACCACGAUCUUUUCACCAGAAGUGCGCUUUUAUUUGUAGUGUACAAGCCCUAAACUUCAGGAGAGAUGAUCUUCUGGAAGAGGCUCACGCCUGUGACUCCAGCUCAAUAGCCUCUUGUAUAGAGAAGUAAGAUGUCUGGAGGAGGGCCAGAAGCAGCUGCUGUACAGGUGUUGACAAGGGCUGUACAGCUAGAUAAUGAAAAAAAGUUUGCUGAAGCACUGGCAUGUUAUGAACAGGGAAUAAGACUACUGUUACAGGCAGAAAAAGAGGUAAAUGAUGAAGGCAAACGCUCCCACUUUCGGAAGAAGACGAAAGAGUAUUUGUCUCGAGCGGAAGCCAUGAAAGAGGCAGCAGCCAAGCAGCGUACAAUGGGCCGCACUCACAAACAGAUCCAGGUGGAGGCUGGGGCAACUGGCUACAGUUAUGAGACCAUCUUUGGACCACUCUUAGACAAAACUCUCUCCUCUGUUGUUGUAGAAGAUGCUUACAUACGCUCCACUCACCAAAUUUAUAACUUCCUUCAUUUUUGUGAACUGUUGGUCCUUAAAGCAGAGUGUUUGCGCUCCAUCACUCUACGGACAACAAGAGACCCAUCUGGUCACGGAAUACAACACGAACGGCUGUCAGAAAUCCAACAAUCACUGGAGAAGCACAGCAUCAAAUUUACCUUUAUCUUCUCCGACACAAUUCACGAUCGAGAAAUCAGGUUUGACAAUGGAUGGAUCAUCAAAAUUGGCAGAGGCUUAGAUUACUUCAGGAAAGCUGAUGGUCGUUUCUCCCUUGGCUGGACAGAGUACCAUUUCCGUCAGUGUCACCAGACGACCAUUGAUAUAUUUCACCAGCAGUCAGUAGAGUGAAUUUAUCAUAUUAAAGAGUAACAGGUAACACCUGGUAUAGUUUAUAUCAUGUUGACAUAGUUGUUGAACAAUUUGUAGAACCUGUUCGUGAUUUUAUGUAAAUUGUAUUGUUAAUUUUUUUCAUUUUAUGUCCUUCUUGUGAUAUCCAUAACACUAAAAUGUAUGGCACAACCUGUUUUUACCAGUGGGUCUUGAUAAUGUUUAACAGCAGGACACACUAUCCAGAUGGGUAAUGUUUUGUUGCCAGCAGCCUUCUCACACACAUGAACCAAGAUCAACGACCAGUUCAAUUUGUUUCAAUGCUUGACUUAAAGUCCAUUAAGGCUUCAGCUCAGUUGUUGAAAUUUGCAGUAAUUAUUCAUUUGAACCUUUAUUGGUCAUUAAAAUAAAGUUCAUACUACAGAACCUCAGUUCUUCCUGUGUCACCAGAAUGAUAUUAUUUCCUCUGGUAUCAUCUUCAUACUGGGUCACAAUUCUUAAUAUUCCUCAGGAUUUUUAUAAAAUACAGUACUGUACUGUAUAAUCUGCCUUGUUUUUAGAUCAUGUUGCUUCUAUUAGUUCUUCCAUAAUAGACAGAAAUGGUCAAUUUUUUUUUCAUCACCUCUUUAGUUAUCAUGGUUUUGCAUAUUUUUUCACUUGUUCAUUCGACUUAGAUUAAGACUUGCAGUUGAGGGUCAUUUCUUCUUUGUCUAAGAUAUGCACCAAAGUUGGAAAACUGCACAGUAUAUGUUGGGUAUCUUGCAGUGUUUCAUUUGGGCAAUUUAAACCUUCAAAGUGGAGGCUUUUUCUACAACUCAUUUAAUUUCUAGAUUAUAUCUCAUCAGUAACUGUACCAGUUGGUUUUAUAUUUUUAUACACAUUCCUCCGGAGAAAAUGAUGUAAUAUAAUUUUUUUUUUUAAUGCUGUUGUCCCUUGCAUUUCUGGAGACUAGUUUUUUAUCAUAAUUUUAUAGUAAUAGUUAUCACUUUAAUACAUUUUCAUCAUAUUUAAGCCACAUACAUAUAUAUAUAGUGUCUAUAUUUAUAACUUGGCAUUAUGAUGAAUCCUGUGUUGUUCUUGGCUUGAUUCAUAAGAUAUUUUAAAUAAAUCGUUGCAGAUAUAAAAUUUGUAUAUUUCACACUGCUGGGGUUUGUCUCAUAAAAAGUUUCUCAGAGGUGCUGUUCAAAAAUUCUGCACUUAAUCAUGUCAGGAACUUUAGUCAUGAUAGAGGACAGAUAGUUUAAAAACAUCUUCAGUUUCAGACUAUGGCUCAGAGACCUAAUAACAUGCCAUUGACUGUUUAAGCAUAAAAUAAAUAUUAUGAAUAGUUUGAGAUGGUUCGUUGUAUUUCUCUCUGAUAUUAAUUUUAUGGUAACACUGAAGUUCUCUUGUGAAGUCUUAAUAUUUAAUGUUCCCAAUUUUUCCUAGUUAUAAUAUUAUUCCUUAUUGCAGAAACAGUUUAUACAUUAUUAAAACAUAUUUAAACUGAGAGCCAUGUAACACUGAACUAGCAGCCUUCAUCCACCUACUGUACACUCUGCUAGAACCCCUGGCAGUAAGGGAAUGACCUAUAGUACCGGUAAAUUAUUAUACUUUUGACUAUAGAAAAUGACCAAUUUGAGACAAGAUACCAUUUCUUUACCCCCAAAAAUUAUUAGAACGGUAUUGAAAACAAAAUAGAUUUUUUUAUUUCGAUAUAUGGUCAUACAACUAAUGUUAGUAGGUGUACUGUACAGUAUUAAUAGUGGGCUAAAUUACUUAAUUUUUGGUGAUAAGAAAUAGGAAAAAAAGUUAACAAAAAUAAUAUUAAGGAAGACAUAAUAAGACUUAAGAGUAUGAUUGAAACCCACAGCAAAAUACAAAUAUGAAAUGCCAUAGUAUCACAGAUUAGCAAAUGUCACCAACAGCUGCCUUGACAAAGCUGCCAUUUGAAUGUACUGUACAUUAACACAGGGUGUCUCGUAUACUGUACACGCUGGCUUGCAUUUUUUGUGCCAAUCAUGUAAAUUCUUAUAUCACAACAACAGCGUCCUUAUUUGUUGAUGUGCAAAAUCUACAAUAAUUCAGAUCUCACACAUCAACAAGUGAGGACAAUGCUGGUGUUGUAAUACAAACAUUCACACGAUUGUCACCAAAAUCUGUAAGCCAGUGUGAAUGAUUUUUUUUUUUUUUUUUUUCCAUAUUCAGUAUGAUUCUAAUCAAGUUAAUUCUCCUUUAGUUUAAUGUUUGCAACCUGUUACUUCAAUAAGAAAGAGCACUGUAUUGUAUUUAGUAAAGCUGCCGGUAUUAAAAAAGGGUAAGUUAACACCAAUAUAUCAAGGCUGUACAAGAGAUAUUUAGUAUUACCAAAUUUUUUUUCUUCUAAGUUCUCAGUUUUGGGUAAGAUAGGAUACAGUUUAUAAGUGUUUGCUAUAUUACGUUUCUUUUGUUUCGUCAAGAAUAUACAGUCUGUGAUUACUAGUGCCUUAUGAUAGAGUCUUUCCUAUUGUUACAUGAAUAAUUUUGUACUAAUUUACAGCUUUACAAUGUGCAGUUAGUAGGUGUCUAGCACUAAAUUAACUACAUACACACUCCAAAAACUAUCUUUAUGGAAAAGUCGAUGAAUUUCAAAAUUAACACUGUGACUCCUGUUGUCUCGGUAGGGUUGUCAAAAUUGUUCGACCGUUGUGUCAUAUUGUCUAAAGAUACUUUUUGGAGUGUGUGUACAUAAUACAUACAUCUUUAAUUAUUGUAUUGUACUGUAUUAUGUAUAUUAUUUUAUGUAGGGUUUCCUGUAUUAUCAUAAUCAUGUAAAAGAAUGAUCUGUACCUGGAGAAACACUAAUGUAAAAUACAGUAUAAAGAGAUAUUAACAAA
Molecule: messenger RNA, 3838 nt
Organism: Homarus americanus (American lobster)
Lineage: Eukaryota; Metazoa; Arthropoda; Malacostraca; Decapoda; Nephropidae
Product: MIT domain-containing protein 1-like
Exons: 8
Coding region: 279-1004 (241 amino acids)
Source: RefSeq, a predicted model, not a curated record